AUGACGCUGUUUAAGUACUCUGAAGCCGCACAGAUCGGAAUCACAGCAGCAUUUGCCUUCCUUGUCAUUGCUGAUCUGUUUGGUAACAGCCUGGUCUGUUUAGUUGUGUUCCGCAACAGGUAAGAUAAUAAUACUCUUACUUCCUCAGUAGAUGAUCAGAUAUUUCUGCCGCAGCAGCAUCGUAAUUGAGUACUGUUCUCAUUAGCUUUGGGUUAUCGCGUUUUCAGUUCUGACUUGAAAUUGUCGGGUCAAUGAUAUUAGCCGUAAAAUUUCGUUAGAUUUAAAGAGUGUGAGAUGCUUUUGAUCGAUUCAUUUUAGUCCAAAGAAAACGAAGGAACGAGAAUUGUGAAAAUUUUUCCUUUUUUAAGAAAAUUGAUAAACGCCAUUUUUACUCGUCGCUAAUGUUCCAAAGACUCGUCUUAUUUUGUCGACCAUUGAAUAGUAGUUACCCUUAAAAUCACGAAUAAGACAUGUACAUGUCAAAAGGUUUUGCCCAAAAUAGCUGAUAAAUGUCAUGUGUCUGAGCGAAUGUAUCUGUGUGGCUUUGAGGACCUUUGAGGGUAGUUCUCGCUUUGUGUGGUUUGUAUGUGUGUUGUACGGUGUUGAACGUACUAUAGCCCAUAAUUGAUACUAGAAACCAAUGAGAUUUUACAUACUAAAGGCAUUGCUAAAGGUCAAACAGGGGCAUUUUGAGACCGCCAUCUUGGUUCUUCACAUUCUUUUGAAAUAUGGCCAAAUAUUGGUGCUGCUUUCAAGAAUCAUUUAUGACCUAAUUCUAUCGCAAAGGCGGUCCUCAAGGUGUGGAGUGCACGCGAAGGUCUACCUGUUCGCAAUGCAAAGGGAGUACUUUCAUUUCUCAGUUAUUAUAACUAUUCCGAUCCUAGGACGAACCCACGACCUCCCGCUCUGCAGUCAAGCACUCUACCGACUGAACUAAUCCUCCUGAUUUUUUGAAAGCUGUACUGAGUUAAUUAAUCUGGUAAACAAGUUGUAUCCUUACGCGCGUACAAACCGUAAAAAGCCGUAAAGUUCAACAGACCUUUCACGUUCAGAAUGUUUAAGUUUAAAACACAAAAACAAAACAAAACAAAACAAAACAAAAAGUUUAAAACAUUUCCGUUAAGAGGAUUCGAAGCCACCUCAAAUAUGUACUGUGAAAUGACAAAGCGUUGUAAGUUGUAGCCUUGUAGGCGCCUUUAAGGGACGAAAUUUGUUCCGAAGUCUGUGUUUUAAUUAUAAAUUGCCUUCUAAGAUUUGCCUAACCUUAACUAGGAUCUGUUUUUAACUAAUGUACUUAUUGCUAAAAUAAGUUUUAUUGAAAUUUGUUCUCAAUACAGAAUGAUGCGCACUCCAAUGAAUUUUCUCCUCGUCAAUUUAGCUGUUGCUGAUAUGACGGUGGCAGUCUUCAUCGCAAUUCGCUACAUCUUCACCUUGGUAUUUGUCCACCCAAAGGGAGAAAUAGGUGACUUUGUUUGCCAGCUUCUCACAGGUGAAGCUUUUACGUGGGUUGGCGCGCUUGCUUCGGCCUUCUCUCUCGUUUGCAUCGCUUUAGAACGAUACCUUGCCAUCAAAUUUCCAUAUGACGAACAAAAAAGGAUUACAACUGCCAAACUCAAGAUCAUUGUCGUAGUCUUGUGGGUGAUGGCAGCGUCUUGGAACAUGCCACUGUUUCUUUACGCACGAUACGACCCUGUCAGUGAAUUUUGCUUAUUCCACUGGCCAAGUGCUAACUUCUCGAAGUUUCACAGUCCCGCAUGCGCUGUGGUAUACGGUGCCUUGCCAAUCACCAUUAUGAUUUACCUGUAUUCUAAGCUGGUUUACAAACUAUGGUUUCGUCCCAUCAGUUCCAGCUCAACAAUUGCACAACAGAACAAGCUGAGAUACCGCAAGAAAUCUGCACGGCUGGUUGUAACAGUCAGUGUGAUUUACUCCGUUUGUUGGAUCCCAGUGUUGGCUAUUUACGUGAUAUCUUCGUUUACGAGCCUACAGAUAUAUUCCUCUGUACACACGACAAGUAUAGUGUUUGUAACACUCAACUCCGCUAUAAACCCAGUGCUGUAUAGCUUGCAGAGCGAUCGUUUUCGAAAGCACAUGUUAGCUUUGUUGCAGUUUCCUUGCUGUACGUGCACGAGCUGUAGGGUCGUUCCUGCCCAAGUCACAACAUCAAAUGAGGAUAGAGAUUUCAAAAAAACGGCCUCCACUGGUUUAAAAAUGUUCCCGUUUGAGAGCAGAAAUGCAACUGGCUAA
Porites lobata is the source of this 2247-nucleotide messenger RNA. Lineage: Eukaryota; Metazoa; Cnidaria; Anthozoa; Scleractinia; Poritidae. The record is from the annotation of a GenBank genome assembly.